AGCCCAUCCGCCCUCUACCUUUAUAUAAUAAGAAAAACUAAAUCGAAACCCUGUGUUUACUCUCUCAAUAACGAGUCUCUUUAGCCUCAUCCCCAUGAUAAAAACCAAAACACUUCACAAUCCUCUUCUCUUCUUCACUGCAAAACCAAAACUCUCCAAUGCUUAGAGUUAACACUCCCAACUCUUAUACUCCUCCUCUUCUCCCUCACUUUCGCCGCCAAUGCCUCCGCCGUUCCUCAACAAUUCAAAGAAGCUCCCCAGUUUUACAACUCCCCAGACUGCCCUCCGUGUGAUCGACAUGACCCUUAUUCAGAAUCAGACGGUGAUGAUCACACCAUCAUUGUUUUCUCUUUUUAGGACAAGGAUGGAUAACGUCUCAAAUUUGAAAAUGAGACACCGUGACUGAUUGGCAGGUAGAAUUCUCCAUUCCAAUUGCUGGCGUGAUUUAAGUUUCUCGUUCCAAAGAAAUCGACUGUGCGUUUAGGGAGAGUCUGCCAUUGUUGCUUAGUUGCCAUUGCCAGUCUGAUUGGAGGUCCUCUUCCAGUUGCUGGAGGUCGAUUCUGGGUUACUGGAGCAACUCCUCCAUUGCUGGUUUACCAUAUCAAACUAGUUCUAAAGAAUAAACUCUGGCCAAUUAUGGGAAACUCAUUCCGUUGCUGAUUAGUUUGCUGCCGGCAACUGGAUUGUGAAGCCCUUCCAAUUGUUGCUGUGAUUUCCAGCCUGGUUUAGAAGCUCUCGUUCCUUUGCUGCUGUCACUUACAGAAGGAAAAGAAGAAGAUUUGGCAUUGUUUGAUCACAACAAGAAGAUCCAAUGAAGUUCAGCUCACUCAUUGCAUCCCAGCUUUUCAUCUUCAUCCUUCUGGCAAUUAGCGCGUUGCUUCUUCCAUGUAUAGUGAUCCCAAGUUGGUACAAGAUCGUUCAGCACAUGAAAGAAAAAGUUGAUUUGAACGCUAACAUAUUACGCUCUGGAUUGCUAUUUCAAAUAGAAAAUACAGCUAAACUGUUGCAGCCAAUAAACUCGUCUGCAGCAAAUUUAGCAAGAAUUUUGAGUUCAUCUCUCAAUGGAAGUGAUCUCUCGCAGUUUGACCUCCAAAAUAAGGUUACUCCAAUAUUAUUUCAAACAAUUUCAAUAAUUCCUCACAUAUCGCAGAUUUCAUAUAUUGGAUUGGAAGGAAACAUUUUUGCGUACUAUGUCGAAGGUAACCAGACAUUUGCAAUGUACUCUAACUCUACAGCUUCUUCCAAUUCAAGUUUCACAAACGAGCCAGUCAAAUACACUUGCUAUAAGCAACCUGUAGACACAGACACAGGAAGGCUAUAUGGAGAUGCCUCUGAAUCCUGGUUUAACAUUUUGGCUAAUGCAAGCUGGAUUCAAGAAGCUUUAGCAAGUUCUAAUGGAUAUGCCUCGUUAGGAAAUGGUUGGAACACUGCCCAUGAUCUUCUCUUGCUUAAUUCAGUUACUAUACAUGGACAAGGUGUUAUCUCCUUAGGGUUUCCAGUAAAAGCACUCAUCAGUUUCUUCAUGGAUAUUGAUCUUUAUGGCGGAAGCCUGUACUUGGCUGCACAAAAUGGGGAAGUGCUUGCAAAUGGGUUGCCAAACACUCAAAUUGUGGUAAUUGGAAAAUCAGUUUCCUUCAAUUUAUUUAAGCCUAAUGGAGAUCAAAUUAUUGUUGGAGAUGUUUCUUGCGUGCCCAACAAUGGGGUGCUAAGACCUUCAAUUUUGAAUAUCGGGGAGAUGAAGUAUAGAAUUUUCUGUUCUCGGCUUCAAAUUGUGGGAGUGCAAUCGGUAUAUGCAUUGGCUUUCCCAUAUAAUGGAUUUGCAAGUAACGUUCAUAGGAUCACCAAAAUUGCUCUCAUUCUAUUGAUGGUAAUGAUAGCUGCAGUCUUCAUCUCUAUACUUAGUUUUGUAUUGUUGAUGGUUAGGGCUGCAACCAGAGAGAUAUACUUGUGUUCAGCAUUGAUAAAACAAAUGGAAGCAACUCAACAAGCAGAGAGAAAGAGCAUGAACAAGAGUCUAGCCUUUGCUAGAGCUAGCCAUGAUAUUCGUGCUGCCCUAGCAGGUAUUACUGGAUUGAUAGAGAUAAGCUGUGAAGAAGCUUGUCCAGGUUCUGAAUUAGAAACAAAUUUACAUCAAAUGGACGGUUGUGCAAAGGACCUAGUAGGUUUAUUGAAUUCUAUUCUCGAUACGAGCAAGAUGGAAGCUGGAAAGAUGCAGGUUGAUUCAGAAGAAUUUGAUUUAGCCCACCUUCUUGAAGAUGUAGUAGAUUUGUUUCAUCCUGUGGGUAUGAGAAAAGGUGUAGAUGUUGUGCUAGAUCCCUGUGAUGGAUCUAUUCUUAAAUUUUCCCAAGUAAAAGGAGAUAGGGGAAAGUUGAGACAAGUCCUUUGCAAUUUACUCAGCAAUGCUGUUAAGUUUACUUCUGAAGGGCAUGUAUUAGUUCGAGCAUGGGCCCGAAAGCCUGGUAUAGAAAACAAUAUAAUUGCUUCCAAUCGGAAUGGUUUCUGGAAACACCUUUCUUGCAGGUUUACUGAAAACAAAGAAGAUAAUGAGGUGGAAGCCAUGAAUUCAGUGAAGCAAAAUCCAAAUUGUAUGGAGUUUGUGCUUGAGGUGGAUGACACAGGUAAAGGAAUUCCUAAGGAGAAACAAAGAUCGGUCUUUGAAAAUUUUGUUCAAGUUAAAGAAACAACACUUGGGCAAGGAGGCACUGGCCUAGGACUUGGAAUAGUUCAGUCUUUGGUACGUUUGAUGGGUGGAGAUAUAAAAAUUGUGGAUAAAGAGAACAGAGAGAAGGGAACUUGCUUCAGGUUCAACACUUUCCUUAUUGCAUCAGCUGGGAGUCCUUCAACCAGUAAUACAAUGUGUGAUAUUGAGACUGGAUUUUGUAACGCACAUCAGUAUUAUUCAGUUUCUACUCCUAAACUUAAAAUCUGUGGCUUCAGUCCUCGACUGUCGAAACUUAGUUCUAGUCCCAAGACUGAAGGAUCCCAUGUUGUUCUCAUGAUUCAAACUGCUGAGAGGCGAAGAAUUGUACACAAGUUUAUGGAGAGCUUGGGAAUAGAAGCAUCGGUUGUGAGAAAAUGGGAAUGCCUUCAUUCUACAUUAACAAAGAUAAAAUCUGAGCAGAAUGUUUCACCUUACAAAUCUUCAGAAAGAUCAGAUUUUGGUUCCAGGAGUGAAAUUUCUAGUAGCAAAUCAAAAGAUGUUCCUUUAAGUGCCUUGGAUGGUAUAGAAGAAAGACUACCUUCUCAAAGAGGUGGAGGCAAUUUUAGACAUUCUCGAAGCUUUAUAUUGCUCGUUAUUGAUACUAGUGCUGGACCAUUUCAAGAACUCUAUGGAGCUGUAACUGAAUUUAGAAGAGGCCUUCGAAGAUCUUAUUGCAAAGUUGUCUGGUUAGAUAAACCAACCUCCCGUAGCAUCAACCCUGGAAGCCUUGAAGAGGACAUGAUCCAUCCAGACGAUGACAUUUUGCUGAAACCUUUUCAUGGGUCUCGCUUGUAUCAGGUAAUUAAACUUUUACCAGAAUUUGGGAGUACCUUGCACCAUAGAGUUCCAUCGGCCAAAACCAAGAGAGAAUUUACAUAUCAUGGUGGAAAAUUUGUUAGAGAUCCCGGAACUUCAUUAGCAAUGCAUUCUCGUAGCCGAAAAAGAUCAUCAACUUUGCAAUAUUAUGGACACUCGCUUCCGCUUGGAGAAGGCAGCUCAAGGAGGGGAAAACACAGGAAACAAAGACAUUAUCUAGCCAGAAGAUAUUCAGUUGGAUCUUCAGAGAUGGAAGUAGAACAAGAAGAAGAGAAAGUAGAAGAAUUUCAUGGUAACCAAAGCAAUGAUAAACCCUUGAGUGGGUUGAGAUUCAUGGUUGCUGAAGAUAAUUCAUUUUUACGUAAUGUGGCCAUGGUUAAUCUAUCGAGACUCGGUGCAUCUGUUGAGCUUUGUCAAAAUGGAGAGGAAGCUGUACAACUAGUCCUUCUUGGUUUACAAGAACAAAGGAAACAUGAAGCUUACUCCACUUCUCCUUAUCCUCCAUAUGAUUAUAUACUAAUGGACUGUGAGAUGCCAGUGAUGAAUGGUUAUGAAGCAACAAGACAAAUAAGGGAGGAAGAGAGGUCUUACAACAUUCACAUACCCAUUGUAGCAUUAACAGCGCAUACUUCAGGUGAAGAAUGGGAGAAGAUGAGGAACGCAGGAAUGGAUUACCAUCUGUGCAAACCACUAAGUAGGGAAAGUUUGCUGGAAGCCAUUAGACACAUUCAUGAUGGGCCGGCGCCAAAAAACUUUGACUUGGUAGGGAAGCCAGGUUGUUUAUGUGAGCCUGAUUCACUGCUCAAUGGCUCUUCUUCCAUCACAAUUUCUUCACCAUUGCACUUUCCCCGAAUGAAAUCAAAUAAACCUACUGUUGAUUUCAGGUCUUUUGCCAAACAGUACUUUUCAGAUAGCCAAUCACGUAAUCUUGUCUUCGAUGAUGCUUUGGCAGCUACCGUUCUUGAUGAAGAAGCUCCUAAAUUCUCUAUGUAUCCUAAGCAAAAUGAGAGAACAAAUGCAGAUAAAAAUAACCUUUUGCAAAUCCCAACCAAUGGUAGUGAAAUUACUCAGUUACCUCUACAAGUGAAAGUUGAUCGAACAAUUGCCCAAGAUGGAAGUGUUCAAAUUUUUGGACCAUAUAAUCCUUCCCAGAAUGUUAAACAGUCAACAAACGGGGUGAAAGAUGCCAUCCAUUUAAAGCACAUCCCAACUAUGGGGCAUAAAGAUGUUCAACCAGUUCUUGCAUUGGCUAACAGAGUGGAUACUAGUAAAAUUUCAAGGUUUUCUGAAGGUGGUCAACUGGUUUCUAAUAAAACUAGUAAUGAGCUUUCACUUAAUGUGGAAGAUUUGGACAUUCCAUGGAGUGAUCUUGUUCUGAAGGAGAGAAUUGGAGCAGGUUCAUUUGGAACUGUUUACCGUGCGGAUUGGCAUGGCUCGGAAGUUGCUGUGAAAAUUCUUGUAGAGCAAGAUUUUGAUACUGAACGCAUCAAGGAAUUUUUAAGGGAGGUUGCAAUAAUGAAACGCUUACGACAUCCAAACAUAGUUCUUUUCAUGGGUGCGGUUACUCAGCCACCAAACUUAUCCAUAGUGACAGAAUAUUUAUCAAGAGGUAGCUUGUAUAGACUUUUGCAUAAGUCUGGUGUAAGAGAGGUAUUGGAUGAAGGGCGCCGGUUAAGUAUGGCCUAUGAAGUGGCAAAGGGUAUGAGUUAUCUUCACAAACGCAAUCCUCCAAUUGUUCAUAGAGAACUAAAGUCUCCAAAUCUAUUGGUUGACAAAAAAUAUACAGUGAAGGUUUGUGAUUUCGGGCUAUCUCGUCUGAAAGCAAACACAUUUCUUUCAUCAAAGUCAGCAGCAGGGACUCCUGAGUGGAUGGCACCAGAAGUUCUCCGCGAUGGACCGUCAAAUGAAAAGUCGGACGUGUUCAGUUUUGGUGUGAUAUUGUGGGAGCUUGCAACACUGCAACAACCAUGGAACAAUUUAAAUCCUGCACAGGUUGUAGCCGCUGUUGGAUUUAAAGGCAAGAGACUUGAUAUUCCACGGGAUUUAAAUCCUCAAGUUGCCAUCAUAAUUGAGGCUUGCUGGGCAAAGUUUGUUCAAGUUUUUAACUCUAUAACAACUGAUUACAGGAUUUGCCUCAUGACAUUUUUGUCAAUGCAAGUGUCUUUGCUGCAGUGAGACUUGGAAGCGGCCUUCCUUUACCAAUAUCAUGGAAUCUUUAAGGCUGUUGAUCAAACCUCCAACUGGUCAUGCAGAAAUGCCAUUACUUAUGGAAGAGUGGUAUUUUUUGAUACUCUCAGGCGCACCUUUCUAACUUCAACUUUUUCUUUAACAUAGUUGCUGCUGCCAAAAGUAAAUCUAUUCUAAUGUAGAUACCAUCAAAUUGUUGGAAAGAUGAAUAGCAGUUUAAAAUUUCUGUUAGUGCUCAUUCUU
Messenger RNA from Manihot esculenta (cassava), 5947 nucleotides. RefSeq names its product histidine kinase CKI1-like. Gene Ontology annotation, molecular function: ATP binding; phosphorelay sensor kinase activity. The record is from RefSeq and is a predicted model, not a curated record. NCBI's taxonomy places the organism in Eukaryota, Viridiplantae, Streptophyta, Magnoliopsida, Malpighiales, Euphorbiaceae. Gene Ontology annotation, biological process: phosphorelay signal transduction system; protein phosphorylation. Gene Ontology annotation, cellular component: nucleus.